UGUUUGUUUAGUUCAUGGUGGUUCAUAUUUUAACAUGGGAAAAUGUUUUCAUUUAUUUAGAGGUAUUGUAUUUGUUCAUUCCUGAUCUUGUUUAAUUGUUCAUGCGUUCAAAAUGUAUUUCCUGCUCACAGAUCCGGAUGUUCACCGGUGAAGGCUUUAAUUGAUUCACUUCCUCGUCUGUCGAGUUCGUGUUUGUUUGUUCAUAAUGUUGAAAGUGUUGAGCAGAUGUGAUGCUCGUGUUCAGAGUGUGCUUGAGGUGGAUUUACAGUCUGAUCAUGAUGUUUGUGGAAGUGUUGAGGACACAGUUAAAGCUGAACUGGCUGAACACAGAUCAGUGUUGUGCUGUCUGGAUGCAGCAGGUAAACUGCACAUUAAAAACACCUCUGACAGCAGUACACCACUGCACACCCUGCAGGAGACCUUCUUAACUUUUUGCUGGGAAGUGCUGUCAGAGCGCACCAUACAGGAUGUGAACCCAAAACUCCUGGCAGUCGAUUCUCAGUAUAAUCUGAGACUUUAUGAACUGGAUUGUCAUGAUCAGAUGACCCUUGUGUGUGAGAGCCCGUCUGAUACUCUUCUGCAGUGGGUUAAAGACAAACACACGGACAUGUCGGAGUUGGUAUCCGUGAAGCCGCUGUCAUUCACUGAUGACUGCUGUGUGCUGCUGGUGAACGCUGGUGUUCUGGUGCAGCUCAGGUGGGCGGUCGAGUCUUUACAGCUGCAGAUGAUGUCCUGCUGUCAGCUCAGUUUACCCCUUCGGACGCAGGACGCGUGUGUGGACUAUCAGCUCUGCCGCGGCACGCUGUUUAUUCUGCUCCGUACCGGACUUGCAUAUGUGUUUGACAGUUCUGACGGUAAACUCAUGGCAACGGUGGAUUUUCCCUCAUACUGUGGUACGGGAAAAAUGGACCCCCUCACGACCUUUUGUCUGUUCCACAUCUCGCGUGACCUCAGUACAGCAGUUACAGUCACCCGUCUAAACCAAGCCUUCGCCGUUGACCUCAACGACUAUUUCCGGACGUUUCCAGAUAGUCUUUGUUGUCGUACGACCCCGAGUCCCCCGUUUCUCAGGCCUGUGGAGCCGUGGGACCAAGAUAGCCUGUUAAGCUCCGCCCACAGCCUGUCGGUACUGGACACACAGUUUCAGACAGACAGGUCAUGGGAGUCCCGUUUGUCUUCUCUAUAUAAUCGAUGUAAAGCCCCGGACCGACCAGCGCACAGAUCACCCUGGUACAGAGACUUCCCACAUGUGGAGUGUCGUCGAGCAGGGGCCGCCGCAAAACUCUCGCAGUCCUCCGUGAAGCCAGGGGGCGCUGUGGCAUCUUUUAACGUGCCUCAGGGGGCCACAGCGACGAUGCUGAAUGUAUCCGAGUUCUCCGUGGUGGUUACGUUUUUUGACCCUGGAAAAGCAAACACAGUUCUGGCCUACUGGGACCUGGAGGGGCAAAAUGUCACGUACCACUGCGCGGAUACACCUGCCGUACCUGUCAAACACUCCGCUGACGAACACCUGUGUCUGUUACUGAAGGUGUCGGGUCUGUCUGUGGUUUUGUUUUGUGUCACUCAGGAUGAACUACUGAACAGACUGAUGGUUUUCGGCACCGCUGGAACAGUCGACUCACUCUGUCAUCUGAACACAUGGGGGCGCUGUUCAAUACCAAUACAUGCUCUGCAGGCUGGGCUGAAAAACCACCAGCUGGACACAGUCGAUUUCUUCUUUAAGAGUAAAGAGAAUAUCUUGAUUCCUCCAUCUGGGUUUGUUCUUCCCAAUCAAACAUCGGCCGUCUCAACCCAAACCCAGUUGAGGAAUGUUCAAGCUCUCUGUCCAGCGUUGGAUUUGCUUUGUUCUGCGAUACGGGACACGCACACGGAGGCCCAGAGUCGACAGUUCUGUGAACAGCUGCUCAGUAUCGCGCUAAACUUUCUCAACAUGCAAACCAGAGUCCUGCUCACCGGAGCACACGAGUUGGAUGCACACCUGCAGGAGUGUGUGCAGAUUUUAGACCACUAUAUCUCAGACCUGCGCGGAUUCAUGAAGAAGUUUCCCUGGCCAGAAGGGGGCGACAUUCAGAACCUCAUAUCUCCCGUCAUCCUGCCAAACACAGCCGCAGAACAAGAGUGGCAGUCGCUGUCUGAUGAGGAAGUUGUCCAGAGUGCUGUAUUGAGCAGACAGAUCCCACAAGCGCAGGCAUACCUGCGCAGACGCGGUUCUGUUGAAUGCAGUCUGGACGACAUCAGACAGACUGGACUGAGACACACCUUUAACUGUCUCACUGUCAGAGAUCUGCAGCGGGCCAAAAUACUGCUCACAAACAUGGGGUUUAAUGUGAAAGAGCAGCUUCACAGUAUCUGUGUUUACACUUCUGAUCGGGAUCUAAGAGCCUUCAUGGUUGAAGAGCUACAGAAGCAGAAUUAUCUCUCGGGUGAAGAACUGGAGCAGGUGGCGUUCAUCAAAACCAUCGAGAACUUGUGCGCCACACCUGCGAAACGAUGCUCGAACCCUCUGGACACCAACAGGGUUGUGCAGAUGACCUGGUCUGACCCUCAGAGCAGAAGACUGCUGGAGAAGAUCAUGCAGGAGUCAGCGCCGUCGUCCUCCAGCUCUUUACUGGAGUCUGUGCGUCUGGACUGGGUCAGAAACUGGGACAAAGACACGCAGAACUCUAUUCUACUGUCCAGACUGCAGGACUCCCCUCUGGGAUCAUGUGAUCCUGUCAUGUUGUGGUCGUAUCUCACCUCCCUUCAUGAUUCUGCGCGAGCGACGGCAUGGGUUUGCUGUACGACAACAGCAGACGGACAGACCAGUGCUGCCCACCACUGGCCUGCGCUGACGCCAAACAUCAUCAACCACAACACCCACUGCGGAGAAUAUCUGCGCAAUCAAAUCCUGGACCUGCUCGCUCGCCAGGGGUUGUUUGUCCAAUCAGAGUUGGAUGAUUUUGAGCAGUUGCUAUGGCGACUGGGCCAAGCUGGAGGAGUGAUGCAGGGUGGAAGCGAACCCCCCGUCCCACAAUUCCCUUCUUCACAGGGGCAAGAGUUCCACCAUCGAUUCAUUCUACACUGUCUGGAGAACAACAUGCGGUACCUGCUCUAUACAUACCUGGAGCACUACAGGCUAACUCCAGGGAAUUGUGCCGUUCUGACUGACAAGAACCUGUUCGAGAGUUUUCCCUGGUUUGAAAUGAUGCUGAAAUUACAGAGAAUCACUAGAGACCUCAAAGACCCAGAGUGGGUUUUCCAGGCGAGUUUGACUGGAGCGCAGGUUCUGUUGCCCGGAAGUCAGGCGAGCAUUAGCGGCAUGUUACUGGAGGGUCACAGUCUGCUCGCCCUGUCUACAAUCAUGUUUAGACCGGGCGGCAUCGAUCAGGCAAUGCGAGAGGGAGAGAGAGGUCAUGACCCUUUGAGUAGUGUCGACCCUCAGCUUUUGAGAAUGGCCCUGAGCGCGUAUCCUAAACUUAAAAUGGCCCUGUUCCCUCCGAGUGGCCCCCGUGGGGCCAGCGUCUGUGAUAUAUCACUGUACCACCUCAUGCAGUCUUUGCAUCCGUUGGAUUCCUCCAAGCUCUUCGGGUGGCAGUCGGCCAAUGCCGUGGGCUGCACCGAAUCGUCGAGCGAGCCGCCCCAUUUCUCCAGCUCUCAUCUCGUCAGUAAAUAUGCUCUAAUCGAGAACCUGGACUUCCUGUAUUAUCUGCGUCACGGCAGGCCGUCGUUCGCCUACGGUGUUUUUAUCGUGCAACAUCUCGUCAACUGCAGUGAUGUGAAGCUACAGUUGACUCUGGCGGCGGAUCAAGCGUACUCGUUAGGCCUGUUGAACUUCAGCUCUGCGUGUGUGUCGUCAGCGUGUGUGUGUUUCUGUGAGCUGUUGGGUGUGUGUAGCCUCAAACUGAGGGUGGAUGUGAGAUCACUGAACCUCGUACUCAAACUGUGGAGUCAGAACUGCGAGGACGGAGACGUGACAUCACUCAAACAGACGCUAGUGGAGAAGGCCAGUAAGUUGGUUUCAUCCGAGGUUCACACCGCUCAGGAGUUGUUGGUUCAUCUUGAAGCAGCAGUCAGAGACGGUUUGGAAAAGAAAGGCGUCAGUCGGUCGUCGUACGAUGCGGCGCAGGAGUGGGCACUUCCUGUCCAGUUUUGUCACUUCCACGCACUUCCUCUAAGCCCCGCCUACCCUCGGGACUGUGCACAUGACGGAAAGUGGCUCAACUUCCUGCUGUUUGUACAGCUGCACAAUUACCCUCUCGAACAGGUGAGCUGUCUGGCUGACGGUUUCAAUCCAGCUCUUCAGUCCCACAUUUCAUUGGCGUUCCAAGAUCUUCAUAAGACUCUGGAGGUUCAGGGGAACACCGUCAGCUCUUUCCCCAGAGACGAGAGCUCCAAUCCCCCCAGAGAACUGUUCCAGGUGCUGCUGCAGAGCCAAGAGAAACCCAGUCCCUGGAGAUACCUGCUGUCUGAAGCCGUCCGUCAGCACAGUCCUCCUCUAUCAGUGCUGGCCGCAUGUCACCAGGGUGCCGAGCUGCUUCAGUGCCUCUGUGUGUGGAUAUUGACAUCUGUAGAUGAUGACAUCACUCAGGAAGCCACCGCCCACAUCAAUGAGAGCCCAGGCCAUCACGUGUGGAACCUCCAUGACCUGUCAAUCUUAUGGAAGACCCUCCUCCGCAAGAGCAAGUUCAGGCCUCUGAUUCGUGGCUUUCAGCUGUUUCAGAGAGAGUCUCCGCUGAUUUACAUGUUAAACAUGUAUGAACUGUGUUUUGAUUACAAAGAUUACCAGAAAGCCAAAGACAAACUCCUGGAGUUCCAGAAAUGUCUUCUCAAUUUGAGAAGCAGCAGUGCUGUGUCGAGUUCAGAUGUUCUGCCGGUUCAGUGGGUCGAAUCUCAGGCAUCAGUUCUGUUACUGACUCUCCUGAAACAGAGCAGAACUCAGUACGAGCUGCGACGACUUCUGCAAUUACUUGUUGACAUCGAGCGACUGCUCAAAUCUAAUGGUCCAGACUUUAAGAAGCUCAGUCAGUUGAGUCAGGUGUUGUCGGAGACGCCCGUGUCUCUGUCUGCGUGUCUAUUGGAGGAUUAUUCCACAGCUGUCCUGCAGAAUGAGUGCAGGAAGAUACAGGAACAGCUGCAGGAUUCUGGUCUCUUCUCACAGGCCCGGAAAGUUGCAGAAUUAGCGGAUCUGCCCAUCGACUGCCUGAUCAUAAAUGAGCUACGGCGAGAUCUGAGUGCUCUUAAAGCCAAACGUCAGUGGGAGAGACAGGAAACGCGACUGGCGUUCUGGAGACGAUGCCACGAGCAACUCAAGAUGGAUGGCAUAGAAUCGGAGGCGGCCUGUCAGUUCUUCCUGUCACAGGCGGAGGAGCCGCUACUAACGGAUUCAGAGCUGAUUCAGCUUCAGGAACGCUGCCUCCUGCUGGGCUUAGCGGGUCAUUGGCUCUCGCGGUGUGACCCGCCUCUCCCCGUCCAGCGGCUCGCUGAUUUGGAGAAACGCCAGUGGGAGUGUCGUAUCCGCUGGCUGGUGCUUCAUAACGCACUCGAACAGGAGAGUUUGUUUGCGCCGUCCGCGCUCUCCGAGAACUCCUUUGAAAACCACCUGAAAGAGUUUUCGUUUUCUAAAAUGAACGCCCUGAACGACACGGCGCAUUUGAGGCUGGAGGGGCUUCCCGCGACCGAUGACGUCUGUCAGCUGUCAAAAGAUGAUCGGAAAGCGCUGGCCGCUCUGAUUGGUCAGCUGCUGAACGAGGGUAGCGCGAACGAAGCGAGUCGCGUGUGUCGGUAUUUUGGCUUUUUUCACAGGGACGUUUGGCUGGUGUUGAAGUGUCGCGGAUUAGCCUGCGGAGAGCUCCAGCCGGGACCGCAAGAACUUCGCAGUCCCGAUGGAGAAACAAGACAUAGUUUGACAUCAUCUCCAAGCAUGGGCAGUCUGUCGUCGUUUGUGGUCGUCCCAUCACCUGAUGAUCAGGUUCUGAACCAACUCAAACAACUCGUGGAUCAAUGCUGCAGCGGCAAGAGUUACUGUAAACAAGUGCUCAGCCUUUAUGAGCUGUCAAAGGAGCUGCAGUGCACGUAUGCAGAGAUCUCGUCUGAAGAGGCUGAGGCGGUUCUCCGUAAAGUUCUCCUCUCGCAGCAGUCGGAUCGCAUUAAGAAAGCACAAGCGUUCAUUAGCGUUCAGGGCCUGCAGCCCGACGCCGUCGCCCGCCUCAUUUCCUGUGCUGUAGUCGAGGGUCUGCUCGCAUCGUCUCAGGACGGAGACACAGGAGAGCGGUUGAUGUACUGUCCAGCAGAUGGGAGAGAGACGUUCCUUCAGCUCGCCAAACUGUGUGGUGAUCCAAACCUGGUGGGCACCAAAUUACUGGACAGCAUCCCGACUGUCCCUCUGUCAGAGCUCAGCUGCACUGUGGAGAUAUUGAUUUUGGCUCAUGAUUGCUUCAGUCUCACCUGUAAUAUGGAGGGCAUUGUUCGGGUCCUCCAGGCGGCACGACACCUGAGUCACAGUCACCUGGCAAACGGUGAAGGUUACGGACUACUGGUGCGCCUGCUAACGGGUAUCGGCAGGUACAACGAAAUGACGUAUAUAUUUGACCUGCUACAUCAGAAUCAUCGCUUUGAGAUGCUCCUGAGAAAGAAAGUUGAGUCGAACGUCCAACUGAAGACAGCUCUGUUGGACUACAUCAAACGCUGUCUUCCAGGUGACAGCGAGAAACACAACAUGGUGGCUCUGUGCUUCAGUAUGUGCCGAGAGAUCGGAGAAAAUCACGAGGCCGCCGCAAGAACACAACUCAAAAUCAUCGAAUCACAGCCGUGGGUGAUCACGGCAGAACUGAAGAAUGCUUUAGUGAAGGUUCUCACUCUAUUGAAAGAUGCCGCCGAGAGCUACUCGAAGGACUCGUGUGUGCGUCAGGCCGUUAAAUGUGUGAAAUUGGCCAAACUUGUCACUCUUCAGCUGCACUUCCUGAAUCACGGACAGGAUGAGCGUGUCAUCAACCUGCGACCAGCAGAACUCCAGAACGCCAUUGUGGCUCUGCCGCGCUGUUACCAGGCGUUUGUGUUGUCUGAAGCGUACGACUACAGCCCGGACUGGGCCGAGGUUCUGUUUCAAAAGGUCAUCCUGAAAGGAGAAUUUAACUACCUGGAGGAGUUUAAACGUCACAGAUCGCUGACCGCAAGCCUGUUUGAAGACAUUUCGAAAAAAAUGUCGCAUCACAAACCGCCGGCGAGCUCCAGUCAGAAUCUGAAGAAGCUUCUGUCGUACUGCGAGGACGUUUACACGCAUUAUAAACUGGCGUACGAGCAUAAGUUUCUGGAUGUGGCGAACAUGCUGCUCCAGGACUCCAAAACAAACAGCUUCCUGAAGGACCGACUGGGAACUUAACUAGAGAUUUCUCACUGAAACCGCACUGACUAAAUCUGAUCAAUGUAAAUGUUAAUGUUGUAUUAACUAUGCAGUGUUUGUACUAGACAUGAAUUGAUCAAAUCACGAUCUAAUAUGCAAAUAUGUUAAAAUGUUUCAAGACUAAA
Xyrauchen texanus (razorback sucker) is the source of this 7503-nucleotide messenger RNA. It is a transcript of the gene spg11, whose product is annotated as SPG11 vesicle trafficking associated, spatacsin. Bases 206 to 7357 code for a protein of 2383 amino acids. The record is from RefSeq and is a predicted model, not a curated record. NCBI's taxonomy places the organism in Eukaryota, Metazoa, Chordata, Actinopteri, Cypriniformes, Catostomidae. Gene Ontology annotation, cellular component: dendrite; axon; cytoplasm. Gene Ontology annotation, biological process: synaptic vesicle transport; axon extension; chemical synaptic transmission. The transcript has 41 exons.